Molecule: messenger RNA, 384 nt
Organism: Glarea lozoyensis ATCC 20868
Lineage: Eukaryota; Fungi; Ascomycota; Leotiomycetes; Helotiales; Helotiaceae
Exons: 2
Coding region: 1-384 (127 amino acids)
Source: RefSeq, a predicted model, not a curated record
AUGUGCUACGACGUCCUCUGGGCCUGCGAACGCUGCCACUCCACCUUCCCCCACCCGAACGGUAUCAUCUAUCAAUGCGAAGAGAAAGGCCACCCCUACCUCGAAGCAUGCGAGGAAGCGAAAAAGAACGGCGAGCCGCUGCCUGAGCCGGAACAUUGUGAUCCGCCUCGGGAAAGUAUUCUGGAUGAGCAGGAUAAAGGCUGUUCGGAUUUCUGUGAGGAGUGUCAGGGGGUGACGGAGGAGAAGGAGACGGAUUAUUAUCCGGAUGGGAAUGAGGAGGAUGAGGGUGGGAGUCGAACGUCUCAGAAUCAUGUUAAACAAACCGCCAAAUUGGUGGUGCUUAUCUAUCUCGGAAUGGCAAAGAAAGAAGGACAAUUCGUCUGA